AUGAAGCUGGCUCCGUACUUUAUCGUUCUCAUUCUCGGGCUCUUGCAAGGGGCGCUUGCAGUUAAAGCGCAGCAGAAAUCCGUCAUCAUCACUUUUCCCGAUGAUACUCCUGACACCGUCAUGCUUGAGGCUAAGAGAACAAUUACCGACGCUGGUGGCUGGAUAACUCAUGAAUACAACCUGUUCAAGGGAUUUGCCGCAAAAGCUUCUUCCAAUGCCCUCCAGACUAUCUCGACAGCAUCUACCAAUUUUCUUCCGGUUAUCGAAGAGGACCAAGUCGUUUCGGUCAAUGGGGAUUUGACCAAGGAGUAA
Molecule: messenger RNA, 312 nt
Organism: Talaromyces rugulosus
Lineage: Eukaryota; Fungi; Ascomycota; Eurotiomycetes; Eurotiales; Trichocomaceae
Exons: 4
Coding region: 1-312 (103 amino acids)
Biological process (GO): vacuole fusion, non-autophagic
Molecular function (GO): endopeptidase inhibitor activity
Source: RefSeq, a predicted model, not a curated record